This is a messenger RNA of Pollicipes pollicipes, 435 nucleotides long. RefSeq lists its product as uncharacterized. Bases 1 to 435 code for a protein of 144 amino acids. The record is from RefSeq and is a predicted model, not a curated record. NCBI's taxonomy places the organism in Eukaryota, Metazoa, Arthropoda, Thecostraca, Pollicipedomorpha, Pollicipedidae. The transcript is spliced from 5 exons. Gene Ontology annotation, molecular function: calcium ion binding.
AUGUUGCGCAUCAGCCACUACUCUGCCUCCCUGUGCAUGCUGCCCUACCGCGACAAGAACGGCCGUCUAACAUUCGCCGACUUCUGCCUGCUGCGCGAGCACAUCUGUCAGCUGAGUGGCUGGCAGGAGGGCAGCGCCAAGAGGAGACACACCGAGGACCUGUUCCUGCACAUGUGGCACGACCUGCAGCGGCUAGCCGACUCCGAUCACGACGACGUCAUCACAGCACAGGAAUGGAUCCCAGGUGAUGGUGUCAUCGAUGAAGAAGAGUUUGUGUACGUGCUCACCGACUUCGGCGGGAGCUCGGAGACCGUCACGUUCGAGUACUUCCGGCAGCUGGCCGAGGAGUACUACAUGAGUAAUGAUCCGGCCGCCGUCGGCAACUUCCUCACGGGAAAGCUGGACUUUGUGUCUGGCGAAUACGCCAACAUGUGA